AAAACAUUUAACCCCGGCAAUCAUUAUGAUCACAAGUACUCAGUGGCAUACACCGUUUCCUUUACCGGUGAAUUUUAGGAUCCGCCAUCAUUUGCAAUAUGAUGGUAGUGACAUAGUGAUAUCAUAGUAUAUUACCGGAGAAAUUCAAAUUACAUACAAAUAUUAACGAAUAGCUGGCGCGAAACAGUUAUUAGUUACUACAUAUUAGUAACCUAACAUAAUCAGUCAUGGCGAACACAAGCGUUUCCUCGGGAAACGUUUUCAUCGAUGCUAAAGACCUUUUCUUCGAAGUCUUUGAAAAAGAAGUAGUGCGCGAUGAAGAAGUUGACAACUGGUUUUUAAUAAAUGCCCCAUGGACAGUUUUCACUACGGUAGCAUUAUAUUUAAUAUUCGUAAUGAAAGUAGGUCCAGAUUUCAUGAAAGACCGAACGCCAUACAAAUUAAAAAGCAUUAUGCUUGUUUAUAAUCUCACACAAGUAUUUUACAACGCUUUCUUGUUAUAUUGGUUCUUUUUUACGCCGGGUGCAUUGAGUUACUUGUAUAAUCAUUCGUGUCAUCCUCUUUCAAGACAAGAAGAGCCGUUCCUAAGUUUAGAGUUAAACAAAGGAUCUUGGUUCUACUUUUUCUCUAAAGUGAUUGAUUUAUUAGAUACGGUGUUCUUUAUUUUAAGAAAGAAAAAUUCACAAGUAUCAUUAUUACAUGUCUAUCAUCAUGCGAAUAUGGUUAUUACUACUUGGAUUCAAUUAAGAUUCUACAAAGGUCAAGAAGGACUUUUAGCUGGACUUCUUAACGUGUUUAUCCAUGUAAUCAUGUACUCCUAUUACUUCUUGGCAGCUCUAGGCCCACAUAUGCAAAAGUAUUUGUGGUGGAAGAAAUAUUUGACUCUUAUGCAAAUUACUCAAUUCUUGAUGAUCUUGACGUGGUAUGUCGGAUUGUUUUCAUUCCAGUGUGAUUUCCCUAAAACCUACAUUAUAUAUUUGUCUUUCAAUGUUUGUCUAUUCUUAUACUUGUUCACAAUGUUCUAUUUUAAAGCUUAUGACAAAGACGAAAAAGCUAAAGUUAAAACUGGUUAAAGUAUCUUAACGCAAUACUUAAACUUGUUAACUUUGGGGGGAAGGUCUAAGUACACAUAUUUGUUUUUAUAGUCUCUACAAUUUUAUUACCAUUACAAAUGAUAAUUAAAUUCAAAUUAUAAUUGUGAUAAAAUUAUUAUUUUAUUAAUGUUAAUAGUAACUAGCCUAUACAACAAUUACAAAGUUUAUUGUGAUAGUAUAUUUUGUUACCAACAUAAUCUUAAUAUAUUAUAGAUCAUUAAAAAAAGUAAACUACAUUUUUUAGAAUUAAAAAUGUUUUAUAGAAGUGGUAUACCAAUAAAUAGUCUAGCGACGGUAAUUAAUAAAUUAUAAAUUAACUAUCAGACAUGAUAUUGACAGAGGAUUGAGAUCGAGGUUACUUAAAACUAUUUUUAAAAACAAAACAUUUCCAUUGUGAAUAUUUUGUAAUCAUAUUGAAUAUGUUUUUUUUUAAUUGCGUAGAUUUUCAGAAUGCAAUGAAGUAUGAAUCUUAAUUAAAAAUUGUAAUAUUGUAAUUGAUGUGUUCUGUCUUAAAAUAUCAACUUGUUAAACAAUUUUUAGUUAAAAAUAUGUAAUAAUAUAAUAUUGAUAAAUUGUAUAUACUAUUUAUCUUAUUACUAUAUAUUAUAUGUAAUAUAUAUGUUGUUUAUUUUGUAAAUAACAAUAUCAAUGUAUUAAACUUAUAUUGUAACGA
Molecule: messenger RNA, 1767 nt
Organism: Adelges cooleyi (spruce gall adelgid)
Lineage: Eukaryota; Metazoa; Arthropoda; Insecta; Hemiptera; Adelgidae
Product: elongation of very long chain fatty acids protein 7-like
Exons: 8
Coding region: 228-1073 (281 amino acids)
Biological process (GO): fatty acid elongation, saturated fatty acid; fatty acid elongation, monounsaturated fatty acid; fatty acid elongation, polyunsaturated fatty acid
Cellular component (GO): endoplasmic reticulum membrane
Molecular function (GO): fatty acid elongase activity
Source: RefSeq, a predicted model, not a curated record